AGGAGGAGGAGCCUCCUGGGAAGCCUUCCUUGUCUGAAGACUUUGGGGAAGCAGCGGCAGGAGCAGCGUUGCUCGCGGGUGGACGGGCUUCUUCCCAUGCUGCUGCCUGGGCUGCCCUUGGGCCACGCGGCGGGAGGGCUGAGCAUGAGCCGCGGCGCCUGAGCGAGAGAGAGAAGGAGAGGGAGAAGGGAGGAUGCUGCUCUCGCUGGUGCUGCACACGUACUCCAUGCGCUACGUGCUUCCCGCGGCGAUGAUGCUGGGCGCCGCGCCCACCUACGUGCUGGCCUGGGGGGCCUGGCGCCUCCUGGCCGCCCUCCUCCUCCCCGCCCGCCUCUACCACCGCGUCGACGACCGCCUCUACACCCUCUACCAGAGCAUGGUGCUCUUCUUCUUCGAGAACUACACCGGAGUCCAGAUAUUUAUAUAUGGUGAUUUGCCAAAAACUAAAGAGAAUGUGAUAUAUAUAUCAAACCACCAGUGUACAGUUGACUGGAUUGUAGCAGACAUGUUGGCCAUCAGACAAAAUGCUCUUGGACAUGUUCGAUACGUUUUGAAAGAUGGGCUAAAAUGGCUUCCUUUGUACGGGUGGUAUUUUUCUCAGCAUGGCGGAGUCUAUGUGAAACGAAGUGCCAAAUUUAAUGAGAAGACAAUGAGAAACAAGUUAGAAGCCCAGAUGAAAGUUAAUACUCCGAUGUACCUUGUGAUUUUUCCAGAGGGAACACGUUACAAUCCAGAAUUCCCAAAAGUCAUAGCAGAUAGUCAAGCCUAUGCUGAUAAGGAAGGUCUUGCAGUCUUGCAACAUGUUCUGACACCGCGAGUGAAGGCUACCCAUGUUGCUCUAAAUUUGAUGAAGGAUUAUUUGGAUGCAGUUUAUGAUGUUACAGUAGCAUAUGAAGGCACCGUGGACCAUAAUGGGAAAAGGAAAGAGGCACCAUCCAUGACAGAUUUCCUUUGCAAGGAGUGCCCAAGAAUCCAUAUUUAUGUUGAUCGAAUUGAAAUAAAGGAUAUUCCAGAAGAACAGAUGUAUAUGAGGAGAUGGCUUCAUGAACGUUUUGAAAUCAAGGAUAAGCUGCUAAUAGACUUCUAUGAUGUGAAAGAUCCUAAAAGGAGAAACAAGUUCCCUGGGAAAUGUGUUUAUUCCAAGCUCAGUCUCAAGAAAACUUUACCAUCCUUCUUGUUCUUAAGCGGCCUGACUGUUAGUAUGCUACUGACAGAAUCUGGACGGAAACUUUACGUGAAAACGUGGAUCUAUGGGACUUUAUUAGGCUGUCUGUGGGUCAGUAUAAAAGCGUAAGAAGAUCCUGCGCCUACAGUCCUGUCUUGCACAUUGUGUCGAACUCUCCUGGAUUUAUAUUAAAGAAAUGUAAAUAAAGCCUUAUUAAUGCAACACUGGAUUAUGUGAGACUUGUGACCUAAAUCAGUAAUGGUCAGUGCAGAGAAUAUAUAUGUCUAUGUAAUUAUGUUGCAGAAAUUUGAGGAAAAAGCAGAUAAGCAAACGUUUGUCUGCAUUUUUCUUCCAUGAAUGGAUCUCUAUCUGCCCAUGGUUUAAAAAAGAGUAUGUGUCCAUAGAUGUAUAGCUUAAGUGGGCCAGUGAAUGUAUUUACUCAUAUUUUAUGCUUAUGUAUUUAUUUCUGACCAGUUUUUCUUCUUUAGUUCACUUCAGCAAAUUUUAUAUCACCGUCGCAUCACAAACUAAAAACCAAAGCCUAAUGUGUUAUUUUUCCUCUUUUAAUCUAGAUAUGUUUCUCAAAUUUGUAAAGAGAUUAUUGGAGCGUGACAACUCUAUAGAAAAAGAGGAAAGCGAAUUGUUUGUGAGGGAAUGGAUUUAGCAAAUGAAUGAAAUAUUGCUUGUAUUAUUUUGCAUUAUGAUCUUGGUUUAACUGCUUCAUGUCUCAUUAUACACACAAACUGCUUUUUAAUUGUAUUGUCGAAGGCUUCCAUGGCUGGAAUCACUGGGUUGUUGUAGGUUUUUUCGGACUAUUUGGCCAUGAUUUAGAAGCCUUCUCUCCUGGCAUUUUGCCUGCAUCUAUGGCAGGCAUCCUCAGAGGUUGUGAGGUCUAUGGCAAGCAUCCUCAGAAGUUGUGAGACCUCACAACCUCUGAGGAUGCUUGCCAUAGAUGCAGGCGAAACGUCAGGAGAGAAUGCUUCUAGGACAUGGCCGUAUAGCCCGACAAACCUACCAUAACCCAGUCCUUUUGAACUGUUUUGUUUUUCAAUCAAGUGCCCUGUGUUGGUGCAGAUGUGAUUAUAUGAAGUGUGUGCAAAUUGGGACUAACCUACCUAUGCUAGAUUUCCAGAAAUGUUUUGGAGCGCUUGGGCUGAGCUAUUGUGAGUGCCAUAAAACAGCAGUAAACAUUCCAAAGUUUCCUGUUACCUCGGGACUACUUCACACAGGAUGUUUUGCCUUCGUGGAAGCUAUCCCUGUGUCAACAGGGAAAGCAUGUACAGCAACUCACUUGUGAAUACAGAUGGAUAUGUUUCUGUGACUGUACCAACUGGAAAAUAAGUGUUUGGGGAAAGUGGGCGAUGGGGGGGGGGGGGGACCAUUUUGAAAUGACUCUGAGUCAUAUGGAAUUCAACGAAUGUGAACUGCGGUGAACAAUAUAUUAUGGUAACAAGAAACAUCCACGUGUUCUUGCCAAAACAUAAAAGUAUGUGCCUUUGUCUAUUGAUAUUUGAACUUAAUAUACUACUUCACAAUACAAUCAUUAGCUUAGUAAAGAGUAAAUUUCUUGGGAGGAGUAUUUCCAAAGCUUUUGCGGUUAGCGUGCAGUUCUGAUGAACUGAGAAAAAAAAUCGAAUUUGCACUAAUAUGCAAUUUGCACUGUAGCAUAUUUGUGAGAGGUGCACACUCUUAAUAGUAUUUCACCUGCUCAAAACCUAUUCUGGUCACUCUUUGGUAAUAUAUUAGAAAACUAUUUCCUGAUGUUGAGGGACUACGUAUUCUGUACCAAGUCAGGGAAUGGUUUCUGUUUCAUAGUCAAUAUUUUGUAAUACAACAAGAGAUCAAGGUUUCACUUGGGUAAAAAUUAGAGGCAGAUUUUGGGUUUCUGUAUUUUUCAUAUCCAGUUUCUGUUGGCUUUAAUGGGGCUUGAAUUGUUUUCUUAAGACCCAACAUGAAUUAAAAUGGCUGUGUCUUAGAUUUUUACAAUAUUAAAUGUGUUUGCCUCUAACUGUAA
Messenger RNA from Anolis sagrei ordinatus, 3179 nucleotides. RefSeq names its product 1-acylglycerol-3-phosphate O-acyltransferase 5 (gene AGPAT5). The record is from RefSeq and is a predicted model, not a curated record. Gene Ontology annotation, molecular function: acyltransferase activity. Gene Ontology annotation, cellular component: endomembrane system; mitochondrion. Lineage: Eukaryota; Metazoa; Chordata; Lepidosauria; Squamata; Anolidae.